UUAAUGACAAAGGCAUUAGACUUGUGUGACAAAUGUGAACAACUUUAUACUAAAAUUCAAAUCAUCAAUGAUAUAAAAGCUAAACAAAGACUUUAUACUGAAUUUGAGCUUCAUAAUGCAGCUGCAAUG
This is a messenger RNA of Cetraspora pellucida, 129 nucleotides long. Lineage: Eukaryota; Fungi; Glomeromycota; Glomeromycetes; Diversisporales; Gigasporaceae. The record is from the annotation of a GenBank genome assembly.